This is a messenger RNA of Bacidia gigantensis, 3300 nucleotides long. RefSeq lists its product as uncharacterized. The record is from RefSeq and is a predicted model, not a curated record. Lineage: Eukaryota; Fungi; Ascomycota; Lecanoromycetes; Lecanorales; Ramalinaceae. Gene Ontology annotation, biological process: valyl-tRNA aminoacylation. The transcript is spliced from 3 exons. Gene Ontology annotation, molecular function: valine-tRNA ligase activity; ATP binding; aminoacyl-tRNA deacylase activity. Gene Ontology annotation, cellular component: cytosol. The coding region runs from base 1 to 3300 and encodes 1099 amino acids.
AUGGCUCUCAAUCCAGCUUCGCACAACCCUGCCGGCCUCAAGACCGGUCCGGCUUCUGGCCAGCCACCAGCAGCAUCUGCAGAAGCGACGGCCGCAAUCAUCGGGUCGGCGAAGGAAGAUCUUAUGGGGCAACACGAUGGCGGACAUGAUAGAGGAGACAAGGAAGCUGGGACUAAAGUGAAGAGCGCAAAAGAAUUAGACAAGGAGAAAAAGAAAGCCGAGAAGCAAAAGAAAUUCGAGGAAAAGAAAGCAAAGACUACAGUAGCCUCGGGUAGCGCAGAGCUUUCUAAGAGCAAGGAGAAAAAGGCCAAGCAAGAAACCGUGAAAGAGGACGCUUUGCCGGAAUACAAGGAGCCUACUCCACCAGGGCAGAAGAAGAUUCUGCAGUCAUUAGAUGACCCUUACCACAAGGCAUAUAUUCCCAAGGUAGUUGAAUCAGGUUGGUAUGCAUGGUGGGAGAAGUCUGGUUUCUUUGAGCCUGAAUUAGGUCCAGACGGAAAGAUCAAGCAACAAGGGUCUUUUAUCAUUCCAGAGCCCCCUCCCAAUGUUACAGGAGUGCUGCAUAUGGGCCAUGCGUUGCCGAAUGCGCUACAAGAUACCUUAAUAAGAUGGAAUAGGAUGCGAGGUCUGACGACGCUCUGGGUCCCUGGUUGUGAUCAUGCCAGUAUAUCCACCCAAACCGUCGUAGAGAAGAUGCUGCGGCGGCAGGGUAUCUCAAGGAUUGAUCUGGGGAGGAAGAAGUUCCUUGAGACAGUUUCCGAGUGGAAAGAGGAGAAGAAAGACAAUAUAAAUAAUGUCAUCCGGCGAAUGGGUGGGUCUCUAGACUGGACCCGGGAGCGAUUUACCAUGGACGAAGGACAUACAAUAGCGACGGUAGAGCACUUUGUACGGCUACACGAGGAAGGUCUGAUUUACCGCGCCAAUCGACUCGUCAACUGGUGCACAGCACUGAACACUGCAAUUUCAAAUAUAGAGAUAGACAGCAAAGAGCUUGAAGGACGAAGUCUUCUCAGCCUCCCAGGUUACGACAGAAAGGUAGAAUUUGGUGUUAUGACGCAUUUCUAUUAUACUAUUGACGGGAGUGACGAAAAGAUUGAGAUAGCGACUACUCGGCCUGAAACUAUGCUGGGUGACACAGGAAUUGCCAUCUGCCCUACAGAAGCUCGGUGGAAGCACCUCGUUGGCAAGAAUGCUAGACAUCCUUUCAUCAAGGAUCGACUCCUCCCUAUAUUUACUGACGAUCAUGUUAAGGAAGGACUCGGGACUGGUGCAAUGAAAGUGACACCAGCACAUGACCUUGCCGAUUAUGAUAUAGGCAAAAGACACAAUCUAGAGUUCAUCAACAUUCUCACUGAUGAUGGCUUGAUGAAUGAAAAUACGGGAGAUUUCAAGGGCAUGAAGCGGUACGACGCGCGAUACAAGGUCGUUGAGGCUUGGAAAAAUUGUGGGCUUUACGUUAAAUCGGUGAAUAACCCCAUGGUGAUCCCAGUUUGUCAAAAGACUGGAGAUGUGAUUGAGUACAUUCUUAAGCCUCAAUGGUGGAUGAAUAUGCGAAGUAUGGCGGAUACAGCAAUAAAAGCAGUUGAAGACGGUGAUAUUGCAAUCAAACCCGAGACGGCAGAGAGAGAUUAUCAUCGAUGGCUUAAAGAUAUCAAUCCUUGGUGUAUAUCAAGACAGCUAUGGUGGGGCCAUCAAAUCCCAGCUUAUUUUGCUGUUGUUGAGGGUGAGCCAAAUGAUCGUUCCGAUAGUUCACGGUGGGUAGCUGGCCGUUCAAAAGAGGAAGCAGAGCAGAAGGCGAAGGCAAAAUUCCCAGGUAAAGCCCUCAAAUUAGAGCAAGACGAAGACGUCUUCGACACUUGGUUCACCUCGAGCUUGUGGCCUUUUUCAAUUAUGGGCUGGCCUAAAAACACCUCGGACAUGGAACUUUUCUACCCAACGUCGCUACUUGAAACGGGUUGGGAUAUCUUGACUUUCUGGGUUGUUAGAAUGGUCAUGCUUGGCAUCAAACUCACAGGGAAAGUGCCUUUCAAAGAAGUAUAUUGCCAUUCACUGGUUAGAGACUCAGAAGGCCGGAAAAUGUCAAAGUCCUUGGGCAAUGUUAUAGACCCUAUUGAUGUGAUGGAAGGUAUCACUCUUGAAAGACUCCAGCACAAAUUACAGACUGGGAAUCUGGACCCGAAAGAAUUAGCAACCGCAACCAAAUGGCAGAAAUCAUCGUUCCCAGAUGGUAUACCAGAGUGUGGUGCUGACGCUCUACGCUUCUCAUUAAUUAAUUAUACGACUGGAGGUGGUGAUAUAAAUUUCGACAUCAAAGUAAUGCAUGGCUACCGACGCUUUUGCAACAAGAUCUAUCAAGCUACUAAAUAUGUCCUUGGAAAAUUACCGCCCGAUUUUAGGCCACUUCCAUCCGCUACAAAGAGCGGCAAAGAAGCUGUUGCGGAGCUGUGGAUUCUACACAAGCUCACGACCACUGCUGGCCAAGUUAACAAGGCGUUAGCAGCCCGCGAAUUUUCCGACGCUACUCAAAGUUCCUACCAUUUCUGGUACAACAAUCUUUGUGAUGUCUACAUCGAGAACUCAAAGACAAUCAUUCAGGAUGGCACACCAGAGGAGCGUGAAUCGGCGCAACAGACGCUUUACACAACCCUUGAGGGUGCUCUCACACUGAUUCACCCUUUCAUGCCAUUCCUUACGGAAGAGCUCUGGCAACGUCUACCUAGAAGACCAGGAGACUCAUGUCCUAGCAUUGUCAAAGCAGCCUUCCCUCAGUAUGACAAAAGCCUUGAUGAUCCGGCUAGCGAAGAAGCAUAUGAGCUUGUCCUAGGUGUCAGCAAAGCAGUUCGAAGCCUUGCCGCGGCCUAUGACAUCAAAGAUAAUGCUAUCAUAUACGUGAAGCCUCAUUCCUCUCAAGCUUCAGACACGUGCAAGGAGCAGUUGCCAUCAAUAAAGAGUCUUGGCGGCCGGGCUACCUAUGGAUCCUCGUCUCUUGUUACCGUUCUUUCAUCAGACGACGUAGAUCCGAGCGGCUGCAUUCCACAAGCCGUUGGGGCGUCUUGUGCGGUCUUUCUCUUCGUGAAAGAUCGCAUUGACAUUGACAAGGAGAUUGAGAAAGCGAAGACACGAAGAGACAGAUCGAGUGAGACCAUUAAAAAGCAACGAGCCAUCAUCAACGGUGACGGAUGGGCAAAAAUGAAGGAAGAAGCACAGAGGGUUGAGAAGAAAAAGUUGGAGGAUGCGGAAAGCGAAGUCGCGUUACUAGAAGGGUCUAUAUCGCAAUUCCAGCAGUUGAGACUUGAUUGA